AUGGAAACCCUAUCUGCCGACGAUCCUAUCGCCGGAGAGUCUCCACCUAUACCACCAGCCCAACUCCCAGACUCUUCCCGACUAUCUCAGUCUCAAUCCGAUCCACCACCCUCCGAUUGUAGGACAUCUCUCGAGGGGGAUGGGCAUGGCGACUCCUCCGAGGUACUAUAUCCAACCCCAGUAGACAUCUCCGGAUCCGAACCUAAACCCGAGGUGGAUGUACAUUCCGUCGACCAAGUUACGGUACUAGGGUUUGCUGCAGCCGGAUCGCCGGGUGCUUCCCCUUUCUCCAUCGGCGAUUUCGUGUGGGUGAAGACCAGGAGUCAUCCCUGGUGGCCGGCGCUGGUUUUCGAUCCUUCUGAUGCUCCUGAAGUCGCCACGAAAGCUUACAGGAGUGGUGGUUCGGCCAUCCUCGUCUUCUUCUUUGGUAGCGACACCUUUUCCUGGUGCGAACCGGCUCACCUUAAGCCAUUUUCUCAUGAUUUCCAUCGCAUGCUUAAGCAGAGCAAGUCUGGUAGCUUCGUAGGAUCCGUCGUGGUUGCCCUGGAUGAGAUUGGGCGGCGCCUUCAGUCAGAGCUGACUUGCCUUUGUAUUCCGCAGGAGAACCUACCCAAGUAUGCUGCAAGUCCUCUCACUGGACUUCCUGUUAAAAAUCUCCGCCCGUCGGAGUUCCUUGAGCAUCUUUGUAAGGUGGCUUGUGAUGUUACCGCGGCUGAUGUGCUCCAAGUUCUAGCUCUUAAGAGUUGGGUGAUUGCUUUUGGAAAGGGGUGGACUGAUUGUUCGCCUGGGUACCAUCAUCGUCGCACAACAAUGGAGUUGGUGGACAAGAUCGACCUUGAUGUACCACCUGGGGACUUGGGUGAUGGAAAUGGAGAGGGAGAUGAUGAGUGUUGGAUCAGUGGAACUGGUAUUCAAAAAAGCACUAAGAAAUCUGAGGAAAAUUCACAUAAGAGCCAGAAGAGAAGGAGCAUAGCAGCGCUCAUUGCUGGAAUGGAUUUGGAUACUGUUGAAUGUCGUGUUGAAGCCAAUGAAGAAACCUCCAACACCAAAGAAGAAACCUUCUCAAAUAGACGGGAGAGAAAAAAGAGCAAGUACCUUUCACCUCCUUACACUUGUUUGGCUUCACAUACCAAGUCUUUGGACUCACCAGUUGCUGAGGUGAAAUCACAAAGGAAGGCUGUUGACACCUCCACCACUAGACACUCUGCAACCUUGUCGUUUUGUAACUAUGGGCAGGAAGAGGAUACUGGUAAGCCUGAACUCAGUAUGGAAGGCAUAUUAAUUAAAGACAUAUUCUCAGAGUUCCUCUCCACGGUUAUCAAUCCACUACAUUUUAAGAAGAAACCAUCAGCUGAGUUGAUGAUCAAAAGCUUCUUCAUGAAAUACAGAAGUUUGAUGUAUUCUAGUGGAUCUGGCUUCCUAAGUUACCAGAAGCAUCAGAGUGAAACCUGUGAUGAUGACAUUGGAUCUCCCAAACAGGCCAUUGUCAAUGAUUGCUCUGCAGUUGGAAAACUUGCAGGGAAACAGAAGAAGGGGAAGAAUGCUGCUAAAUUAGAGAUAGAAACAGGGUCGAAUCCAAAGCAGUUAACUUUCAAUGAUAACUCUGAAGUUGAAAAGUCCAAAGGGAAACAAAAAAAGAGAAAGGAUAUGCCUAUAUCAGUGGUAGAAACAGUUUCAAGUGCAAAACAUGAAACUAUCAAUGAUAUCUCUGAAGCCCAAAAGUCCACUGGUAAACAGAAAAAGAGAAAGGAUGCUGAUAAUUCUGAGAUGGAACUAGAUUCUAGUUCAAAACAGGGUACUGUCAAUGAUAGCACUGAAGCCCAAAAUUCUACAGGGAAAAAGAAAGAGAGGAAAGAGGCACAGGCUGGUUUAAGUUCAAAUGAGGUAACCUUCAAUGAUAGCUCUGAAGUGCAGAAAUCUGCUGUUAAAUCGAAAAAGAGAAAGAAUGCUAGUCCAGAGGUCGGGAUAGGUUUUAUCCCUGAAUCAAUUAGUCAUUCUGAACAUGGCAAAGCUGGGCUGAAUAAAAGGAUCCAAAUGGAUGAAACUAACAUUGUAGUGUCUGCCAAUGUGGAUACUCAAGUUAUAAAUGUUAUAGAAGAUGUGCAUGAAAACAUAAAUAGCAAAGAUGGAGCUACUGAAGAGAGUGUGGUUCUGUUCCCUAAUAAUGUUGAUUCUUUGCAACCAACUGAUGUUGGAAAAAGGAUGAACAAAGGCAAGACGGUGCACAAAGGAAAAAAAACUGAAGAGUCUGCCCUUAAUGUUUCAGAGGGUUGUCAAGAAAGCAAAUCUGGUAGGAAGAAGAAGAAGAGCAAACUUGCCAAUCCUGUAUCUAUAGUUAAUUGUAAGGACAUUGCCCAUGGGUUGGAGACAAACAAUGCUGUGCUGCAGAGGAAGGAUGGUGAAUAUUUUUGCAGUUACCCUGGAGCUCUUCUCUUAACUUUUUCCCCAGGAGUUUCUCUGCCCUCCCAAAAUGAACUUGUUUCCGCAUUCUGCAAGUUUGGUGUUGUAAUAGAAUCAGAAACAGAGUUACUGAAAGAAACUAACAGUGCUCGAAUUGUGUUUGCCAAAAGCACUGAUGCAGAGAAAGCCUUCAAUAGCUCAGACAAGAAUGGUGUCUUUGCACCACCUUAUACUAGUUAUCGUCUUCAUUAUCUUCCUCCAAUUGUAUGUUCUCAUCCAAUCCCUCCACUUCUAAAUGCAUGUUCUCCGCAACCAAUGCCUCCACUUCCAAAUGCAUGUUCUCCGCAUCCGAUGCCUCCACUUCUAAAUGCAUGUUCUUCUCAUCCGAUCCCUCCACUUCCUUACAUAAGAGAUAGUCUAGAAAGGAUGAUAUCUACACUGAUUUGUUCGUCAGAGAAGGAGACUGGGCCAUCAGAUAUGAUGAAGCCUGAUGCAAGGGAAAAUCUUGUGGGUGACAUGGAGGGUCUCCUGAAGAAAGUUAAAACUUUGAUAGAUGGGGCUGCUUCUGCUUUGUUCCAGUUUAGUCUAGAUUGUGCACGACCCAAUCCUUUUGCUCAGUCAGCUGGAAACUGGACAUGCAUGCUAGAUUCUGAUGGCAGUCAACAGAUGCUAGAUUCUGCUAUGUUACACUUCAUAUGGGCCGAGAUAAUUGAUUUGUUCAUUGUUAUCAAUCUUCUUUUCAUUCCGAGCAUGUCCGACACCGUGCUGACCGGCUAUCGCCAGUCGAUCGACAAUAUCGACGCCGCACUCGUCUUCAUGCUGGCCGAACGGUUCAAGGUCACCCAGGCGGUCGGCGAAUAUAAGGCGAAGAACGGCCUGCCCCCGUCGGUCGGGCGGCACGUCCCUCCGUUCGGUCAUUAUGUACUGUCUCAUUGA
Zingiber officinale is the source of this 3336-nucleotide messenger RNA. RefSeq lists its product as uncharacterized. Gene Ontology annotation, biological process: chorismate metabolic process. The coding region runs from base 1 to 3336 and encodes 1111 amino acids. The transcript has 5 exons. The record is from RefSeq and is a predicted model, not a curated record. NCBI's taxonomy places the organism in Eukaryota, Viridiplantae, Streptophyta, Magnoliopsida, Zingiberales, Zingiberaceae.